AUGGCUCUACUUAUGAGGCUCGCUAAGGCUGGCAGGCUCAUCUGUCUGUCCCGAUCUACGCCGUCGCAGGGCGUUCCUCGGCACGUGGUCGCGUUUUCGUCCUCAUCAGGAGAUGAGCCUGCCCCAGUCGACCCCAAAAUUGGAGCAAAGGAAUCGCGUGCUGCAACUGGCCCCAACAUUGGGGGGGACUAUCCGACUGGUGCUAUCGGUCCAAUUGGUUCUGAUGGGCUACCGACAUAUGUGGAUUGGGUGAAGUUCGGCGCUGUCACACCCCUGCAAAACCAGGGCGAAUGUGGUAGUUGUUUCAGCUUUUCAGCUGCCGCUUCACUGGAGGGUCUCCACUUCAUUCAAACAGGACAGCUAUUCAAACUCUCGGAGCAGCAUAUUUUGGAUGGCAGCCAUCUGCGGAAUCAUGGAUGUGAAGGUGGUUCGGCAUAUGAGGCCCUGCUCUACAUCAAAAGGAAUGGAGGGAUUGUGUUUUCAGAUCACUACCCAUACAUAGGAAAGCAGUGUGUUCCCAAGAAACUGACUGCGCCUGGCUUGAUGAUAGAUGACGCUGUGAACUACACAAGCAUUUCAGAACAUGUUCUGAAGUGGCAGGUGGCUCAUCAGCCUGUCUGUGCAACAAUCGGGGCAGAUGACGAGUUCUAUGCAGAUGUGAAGGCUGGCGUGCUUGUCUUGGAAGGACCCAACUUCCCCCUGUCUGAAAUUUAUGACAGGGAAAUUGCACAUUCAAUUGCUAUUGUUGGUUAUGGAGCAGUCAAUCCUGGUGGCCGACAAGUUUGGCUGGCCAAGUGCUCAAAUGGCAAUUUCCUGUUGAUAGACAGAGGCAGUGGGGCUUUGGGCAUCAAUAGAAGCAUCUCAUUUCCCAUAAGAGUGUCGUGCACGCGAGAGGUCAUCAAUGUUACAGUGAAAUCUGACGAGGAGCUGGGGGCAGAACCGCGUACCAACUUAUACCCUUACUAG
Triticum turgidum subsp. durum (durum wheat) is the source of this 966-nucleotide messenger RNA. NCBI's taxonomy places the organism in Eukaryota, Viridiplantae, Streptophyta, Magnoliopsida, Poales, Poaceae. The record is from the annotation of a GenBank genome assembly.